AAUGUAUUUGGCUGAGGUGUAUGUAAACUUCCGAUUCACAGGUUAAUAUGUAACAUGAUCAACUGGGAAAGGGUAAGUUCUACUAUUACAGGACUGAAGAUUUAUGACCGUCAUUUGUGUUCUCUAUAAAUGCAAACGGACCUCUGGUAGCUUGACUUCCAGACACAGAAGGGUUGGUGCAAGUGGCCUAAAGAGCAUCCUGUGUCCAUGUCCUAAAUCACACGCACAUUACAAUCAUUCCCACUAAAUACAUCCAACUUCACAUCUGGCUGUUGGUCUUUGGUCCAACACACAUUUAUUUUCUCCAGUAGGAACACACUGUUCUCUGGAAGCAGAGGGGAACCGGCCUGCUAGUCUCAAACAGCCGAGUAGUUGGUUUGUUUUUUUACAGAUUUUUGUUGUCUCGUUUGAAUUAUGCAUUUGUGUAUUGUGAAUAUGUCUCUGUAUGUGAUGGGGUGAAUGAACAUGCUAUGAACUGGUCACAUCGGCGUUAUAACGUAGAAGGGGGUUGACAAAAGCUCUGACGGAGCCCAUUGGCUGAGCUGGGUGCGCUUGGCAGCAGGGCGGCUUUCUGAUUGGCCCCGUGACAUCCCCCCCCCUCCUCGGCGGCUGGCGACAGUCCGCAAGGUUUUGAGAGGUCUCCGGUCUGAUGAGGAGCCAUGUUCGUGUUGCCUGCAUAUGUGUCGUCUACCGCCACUGUUCUGAUCGUUAAAGAGUCUUAUUUAACCGACCGGGAACUGUAGCCCUGGUCACACGAGUCCGCGAUGAAAAAAGGAGAGAGGUUUCGGAGGGCACAGGAAGCGCUGGCUGCGAGCUUCUCAUAGGAGGAUUCCAGACAUCCGUGAAUCAAAUUCCACCAGCAGUGGUUUAUUAGCCUGCUAGCUGCUGUCCCGUCCCCGGAGACAAAUCUGGCGGCCCUUCGGCUAGGGGCGGAGGAGAAGGAGCUGGGGGCCAUGGCCUGGGUGCUGAAGAUGGACCAUGCCACCAUCGAGUCAGGGCUGGUACACGACUUUGAUGCCAGUCUGUCGGGCAUCGGGCAGGAGCUGGGGGCUGGCGCAUACAGUAUGAGUGAUGUGCUGGCCCUGCCCAUCUUUAAACAGGAGGUCUCCAGUCUAACUUCAGACGGUGAGAGCAGCGGUCUGAACCCUCCCUUCCAGUAUGUUCUCUGUGCUGCCACCUCCCCUGCUGUCAAACUACACGACGAGACGCUCACCUACCUGAACCAAGGCCAGUCUUAUGAGAUCCGUAUGCUGGACAACAGGAAGCUGGAGAUAUCAGAGAUAAACAACAGGAGUGUGAAGAGCAUCGUUAGGGUGGUGUUUCAUGACAGGAGACUCCAGUACACAGAACAUCGACAGCUGGAGGGCUGGAAGUGGAAUCGCCCGGGAGACCGGCUCCUAGACAUCGACAUCCCCUUGUCAGUGGGUAUCAUGGAGCCCAAAGCCAACCCCUCCCAGCUCAACGCUGCAGAGUUCCUCUGGGACAUCAACAGGAGAGCCUCUGUGUUUGUGCAGGUUCACUGCAUCAGUACAGAGUUCACCCCUAGGAAGCAUGGAGGAGAGAAGGGAGUUCCCUUCAGGAUCCAGAUCGACACUUUCAGACAGGGAGACAACGGAGAGUACACUGAACACCUCCACUCUGCUUCCUGUCAAAUCAAAGUCUUCAAGCCAAAGGGGGCAGACAGGAAACAGAAGACGGACAGAGAGAAGAUGGAGAAACGAACGUCUCAAGAGAAGGAGAAGUACCAAUCCUCCUACAACACCACCAUCCUAUCAGAGAUGAGGCUGGAGCCCAUCAUAGAGGAAGCAGGAGACUACGAGCUGAAGAAGUCCAGCAAGAGGACGCUGCCGGCUGACUGUGGGGACUCGCUGGCCAAGAGAGGAAGUUGUUCUCCAUGGCCUGAUGCCUACGUGGGCUCUCCCCGGACGGCUGGUCCCUCCUUCACCUCCACACCCCUCUCCACGUACACGGCCUCCUCCCUACCCGACAGUGGCUCAUCGUCGCCCAAUCACCAGGCAGACCCUGUCAGCCAAGUCGUCACAGAGCUCAGUCCUACAGCUUCCAUCCAGGAGACUCAGAAGUGGCUUGUUAAAAACCGCUUCAGCAGCUACGCUCGUCUCUUCUCCCACUUCUCAGGUUUUGACUUACUAAAGUUGACCCGGGACGACCUGGUUCAGAUCUGUGGAGCUGCUGAUGGAAUCAGACUCUUCAACACACUCAGAUCCAGGUCGGUGUGUCCCAGGUUGACCCUCUAUGUAUGCCAGGAGUGUGAGGUAGAGAGCCCCCUGCUGGAGAGACGUGGUGACAGCAGAGAGUGCAGUGACGCACCUCAUUUAUACGUGUACCAUGCUCUAUACCUGGAGGAGCUGACUGUGUCUGAGUUGAUCAGGAAGAUAGCGUGUGUGUGUAGUGUUCCACUGGGACAGAUCAACCAGGUCUACCGACAAGGACCCACAGGAAUACACAUCCUGCUGAGUGACCAGAUGGUUUACAACUUACCUGAUGAGAGCUGCUUUCUGAUCGGCACAAUCAAAGAUGAAACGGGGGAGGGGCUCCACCAAAUGGGGGAGGGGCUUCACCUGGUUUUGAAGUAGCGAUAGAGGAUGAGAGUGCGAUGACAUCACUCAACACUGAGCAGCCUCCACCCCUCCUUCCAUCACUCCAUCCAUCCCGCCCUCCAUCCCGCCCUCUCUCCUAUCGUUCAGAUUGCCGUGUCUAAGGCAGACGGACAGAGAUCCUGACCUGCGGCCUUGUUAAUGUUAGAAUCUGACGGGGUGUGACCACUGUUUCAUAUUGAAAACACUAUUACUGAGGGGGACUUUGUUUGUUCUUAAAUGUUUAUAUUGUUGUACGAGAGGAGGGAGGCUGCCCCCCCCCACAGAGAGACAGUCAUAUAGAGGAGGGAGGGAGGCUGCCCCCCCCCCCCCCACAGAGAGACAGUCAUAUAGAGGAGGGAG
Salmo salar (Atlantic salmon) is the source of this 2957-nucleotide messenger RNA. RefSeq names its product upstream-binding protein 1. Gene Ontology annotation, biological process: regulation of transcription by RNA polymerase II. Gene Ontology annotation, cellular component: nucleus. Lineage: Eukaryota; Metazoa; Chordata; Actinopteri; Salmoniformes; Salmonidae. Gene Ontology annotation, molecular function: DNA-binding transcription activator activity, RNA polymerase II-specific; RNA polymerase II cis-regulatory region sequence-specific DNA binding. The record is from RefSeq and is a predicted model, not a curated record.